AGGAGAGGCAAUUCAAAAUGCGACGACGAAGCGGGCUUCUUCCUCCUCUCCACCCACCAGAAAAAACCCUCCGCUCCGCCCACAUCACCCUUCCGUAGAAACCCCUUCAUCUCCCAUGCUCUGAAGGAAUACAACCCUAAUCUCAUGGCCUCCUCUUCCGCUCCUUUCAUUCAAAUCCUCGAUUCCCCAGCAGAAACCUUCGCCAAGCGCAAGAAAGAUCCCGCCUCCGUCCAAGAAAAGCUCGCCCUCCUCGCCCAAAACCUCCGUCCCGUCCCCUUCUCCCCCUCCAAACCCCUCGCCGCUCUCUCCCCCCACGAGCCCCUCCUCCGCGCCCUCGGCCUCUGGGACUUCGCCCGCCUCCCCCUCGACCGCGCCAUCCGCUCCGACCUCCUCUCCCUCCUCAUCGCCCACUACGACCCCCUCACCCACCGCAGCCUCGUCCGUAACUCCCGCGUCGCGCUCGGCCGCGCCGCCUUUGCCCGUGCCCUCGCCCUCCCCGUAGAGAAAGAAAAAGGGGCCAAUGCCGAUCGCUUCUUGGGCAAGGCGGCCGUCGCGACCGUCAUGGAUUUCAUGAUGAAUUGGAUGGUCUUUCUCGAUGAUGCUUGCGUUCUCCCACCGGAGGUUGUCGCGGCGACUCGGCUGGUGAUGGAGGGGCGGCCGCAGAAGGUGGACUGGGCUGGGUUGGUGUGGGCCAUGGCGGAGAGGGAGAUAUUGGAUGCCCCGACGGCCGGGUGGUGCUACUAUGCCUCGCACCUGCAGUGUUUGAUGAAGCGCCAGCGGCCACAGCUGUUCGAAGAAGACGGCGAGCCAGAGAUGGACAUGGAGUUGGAGCCAUCAAUUAACGUCGAUCUAGUUGAGGAUGAAGAUGGUGCUGGCAAUGGCGGACCAGAGUUGGGUCUGGAGAAUUGUGGUCUCAGGUCAAGUUUGAGGCUCUGCAGGGAUGUGGACGCUGGGAAUGGUGUCAAAGAAGAGCCUUUGGAUUUGGAAAUGAAGGAUGUGGGUGUGGAGUGCGAGAAUUUGAGCAAAGGAGGAGAAUUUUUAGCUAUGAGGACUGCUCAUGUACAUAAGAAAGUGACGUUGGACAAUGGACCAAGUGGGGUUUUCUUGUUGGGGAAUAGCUGUAUGAGGGGGGCUGGUGAGGCUAAUUAUGAUGAUGGUGUCAGUGAUGAUGAUGCUCGUGUGUUUGAUUGUAUCAAUUGGCAGAAAAGGAUGUGGAGUAAUAGGUCCUGUGAACACACACAAACAGCCAUUGAUGCUUACAUGGAAGAAGCUCAGAACUGCAUGGUUAAGGCUAAGACGAUGUAUUUAAAGAAGAAGCAGGAAUGCAUGAAGGCCCAAUUGGAGCUGCAGCACCUGCAUCAGAUGCUGCAGCAAAAGGACCGGAUCAUCUGGUCAUUGGAGAAGAAGCGAGAAGAGGAGAUGAAGAAGAGGAAGCUGGAGGCUUGCCAGUUUGACUAUGAGCUCAGGGUAAUUGGGCAUUUAGUUCAUGAUUAUAACAAGGCUUUGAAGGACACACGCAGUGCAUUUGCUGAGUACAGAAAACGGUUUCCAGAGGGUGACAAGCCUCUUUACGAGGAUGCUUGUGGAACUGGUGGUGCUGUUGUUAGUGCUAGGGAGCUGGAAGUGCAGAGUAUGAAGAAAGAGGUGGAAACGCACCAUGUGGCUGCAAAGAUGAUCAAUGAUUUUCAAAAAGACUGGUUUGCGAAGCUUGGUAGAUAUGCUAAGUGGGCUACCAACUUGGCCACAAGGUUGGUAAAACUUAAUGGAGAAACUAAGAUUCUUCGGGAAAUGUUUGCAACCCAGGAUCCAGAAAUUAUGAUUCAGUAAGUCUUUAAGAUGCUUGCAAAAUGUGACUGGUACGUAGGAUCCUUGUUUUCUUUAUCAUGAUAAGUAGAUGGAGAUUUAAGCGAUGUUGCAACAAUUUUCAUAUUGAGAAGAAUAUUUUAAUGCUGUAUAUGAAAAAUGUUUUAUGG
Molecule: messenger RNA, 1973 nt
Organism: Elaeis guineensis (African oil palm)
Lineage: Eukaryota; Viridiplantae; Streptophyta; Magnoliopsida; Arecales; Arecaceae
Source: RefSeq, a predicted model, not a curated record